AUGUCUCUACCGCCAUCAGUUAUUCAUAUCAAGAGGAAAGCCACAGAUUUACCCCAAGAAUUCCUUCGUGUUGAUGAUGCUGUUGCAAAACGACAACGUCGGACAACUAAUUUUGUUUAUUCAAGACAACAAACACUGCAAGUCGAUAGUGAUACUUCCACUCCUCAAUCAGCCCCACCAGGAAGGCGUAUUAAACCUUUACAUCGCUCCACAAGCUCUCGGUCGUUAGCCAUCAAAACACAAGGAAAGAGCGAAGGAAUCAUCCAACCAAUCAAUGAAGUCAAUAAUGAAGAUCAAGUCGCCAAAGCUCAUCCUUCAACUGCCAGUAUCCCUGCGGAACAAGAUAGUGGACCACCUUCAGGCAGUGAACGCCCAUCGAGUAGCGGAAGCACGAAGAAAGCGGCUCAGCAACGACGAUUCCAUCUUUCGAGAAAUGCAACACCAGCACUCCCCCCAGGUCCAAGUAGUGGCGUACGAAAACGCAAUGCUACUGUCUUCAUCGAACGUCGUGUGCGACAGAAGACUCAAGAAGAGAAAUGGACAUCUGUAGCUAACGCUGCUAUAAAAUCAGAGAAUGUUGCUACCGAGAAGCAAGACCAAGAGGAAAGACCCCAGAAAAAACCAGGUCGAGGAUCUAGAAUACAAGUAGCACCUGCGAAAGAUGUGAAGGAUACGAAGGACAUCACAGCACCUCAAUCAACGCCACCUUCGGCACUAGUCAAUCCUUGGGGUCUUGAUAUAGAUGACUUGGCAGCACAGAUGCAAGCUUAUACACUACAAGAAAUCGGACGCAGCAUUGCAGAAUCCAAAGCAUCAGAACCUGAACCUGUACCUGUACAAGCAUCUUUCCGCAAGCCGGCAUCGUCUAGGUUCAAGCCCAAGAAGCCAGUUCUUCGCUACAAAGAACGUCAUCCCGAGGAAAAUGACAUGGAAAUCGAUCAGGGACAAAUUUCUGGAGUUGAGACUGACGAAGACAUGGAUACUGAUUCCGAGUAUAUCAUUGAAACAUAUAUUCGUGUUCCUGCUGAAGAUAUUGAUAACGAAGACAACAAAAUCACUUUCGGUAUUCUCGUACUUGACGCUCAAUCCGACAUUGAUGAAUUUUAUCAAGAUUGGGAUACUGAUGAAGAAGUAGAAGAUGAAGCUGAAGAAGAUGAAAAUGACGAAAACCACUACACAGCUGAUUACCCCGAUGCGGAAGUCGACUCAGACGACGAGUAUAAUAGAAAUGCAUAUGCGUAUCGUACAGGUAACGCAUCGGAUCUCGAAGAAUUUGAUGAGGAUGAGGAUGAUAGUGAUGAGGAUGAGAUGGGCUUUAGUGAUGAUGAAACUGAUAAGUUGAAAUAUCCUUGGUCGAAAGUGGGCGCGCAUAGGCGAAAGGAUAUAAAUGAGUUUGCAAGUGGUAAUGAAGAUGAUGAUGAGGAUGAUGAGGACAUGGAGUAG
Messenger RNA from Sclerotinia borealis F-4128, 1443 nucleotides. The record is from the annotation of a GenBank genome assembly. Lineage: Eukaryota; Fungi; Ascomycota; Leotiomycetes; Helotiales; Sclerotiniaceae.